AUGGCUACUGCUGAAGUUCCUGCAAGGGUGCAUGAUCGAAAUGGACGCCGUCGCCCGUUCUCCAGCUGGAUGAAGCGCCUGGCGAAUCUCAAAAGCUCCUCUGAUUCAACGUCAAACCGCUGGUCUAACAAGCGUCACUUGAAUAAUAAAAGCAAGAAGAGCGAUCAAGGCAACAAUCCUUACCCCCUCUCCGGAACGAUCAAUCGUCACACAGGCAACCAAACACCCACCGACUCGUACACAGAUCAAAACUAUGGCUCAGAAUGUCGCUCACAAGGUGGAUCCUCCAUGGUCUUAUCGAAUUAUGACAAUCCGGCUCCUAUGACCAGUGCGAAAUCGAAUGCGCCAACGAUUUCGACCAACGGUGACACCACCUUUUCCGAAGCCGCCUACUCCAAGGCUGGCACUUUGGCAACUGGCACUGAAGGUCAGGGUGGGGGAGAAGGUAGCACUUUCUCAUCGCCCGCACCCUCGGUUCGAUCGUUGACAACGACCUUGACCACGGUACACUCGGCUGCACCUUCAACUCAGUUGUACAACACGUACCCCAAUCACCAUGGACACCAAAAUGGCAGCUCGACAAAUGGAUCUACGAGCCAGCAAGUUCAAUUCUCACACCAAUUUCCCUCAACUUCGUCGCCCGCCACGGCAGUACCUUCGCAUCUGGUACCCAGCCAUUCAAUGACUUACAGCACCGCAACCGCAAACAAUGUCUUGACUGAUAAUGCUUCCCUCCUUACUCUCGCAAGUUCUUCCAAGAGACGUCGCCGCAACUCCCUCGAUACCAAUGCAUCUGUUCGGGGGUUGGCCCCGUCCUCGGUAUUUGGCGGGAGUCGCGAAAGUCUUCCACUGAGUGUUUUGAGCGGAAACACGAAUGACGCAUCCAACGCAUCUAUAUUCAAUGCAUCGGGUGUUCUGAGUCGGCCAAGCAUUGUUGGACUUGCCAGUGCAGAGCGCAUUAGCGUUUAUUCAGCCUCUGGCGCUACCCCACUAGCCACCAGCACCGAGCGCACCGGCUUCUACACUACCAAGCAGACAGCCAGUGGUGACGGGGCCAGUAUACGCAGUGGUGUGCAAUCGCACAGUCGAAAUGACAGUACUGCUGCCAGCAUUAUCGGUGGUGUUAGCUCUCCAUUAGCCCUCAAUGGUCGCAUGAGCCGCCGAAGCUCCGGCUGGGGAGAAAUCACUGGCGAAGAGGAUAACAACGAAGAUAGGCGGACCGAGAUGAAGGAGGAAGAUGAACCAUCAACCGAAGAUGAGAAUGGCGCUGAUGAGCAACAGAAGAAAUGA
Molecule: messenger RNA, 1290 nt
Organism: Penicillium nucicola
Lineage: Eukaryota; Fungi; Ascomycota; Eurotiomycetes; Eurotiales; Aspergillaceae
Exons: 2
Coding region: 1-1290 (429 amino acids)
Source: RefSeq, a predicted model, not a curated record